This is a messenger RNA of Cajanus cajan (pigeon pea), 3066 nucleotides long. Lineage: Eukaryota; Viridiplantae; Streptophyta; Magnoliopsida; Fabales; Fabaceae. The record is from RefSeq and is a predicted model, not a curated record.
UGAGACGAAGAUGAUAAAGAAAGGAUAAAGAAGUGAGAUAUCAGUGACGGAGGGACAUUGGUGUCCGAUAACGCAAUCCCUCUUCUCUUUCUCCCACUCCCGAAUCCAUGGUACCUUGCUCCGUCACAGCCCCUUCCUCGCCGCUCGCCGCACUAAUCCCACGCCACACCCUCUUCUCCCGCCCUUCCCCUCUCCCCCUCCUCCUCCGCCACCGCCCUCCCCCCAUCUCCGCCCUCUCCAAUGGCUCCUCCGCCCACUUCAACCAACAACUCUCCCGCCCCACCGACCCCCCACCGCCGCGAACCCUCUUCCCCGGCGGCUACAAGAGGCCCGAGCUCAAGCUCCCCACUCUCGUCCUUCAAUUGGACCCCAACGAAGUUCUCUCUGCCGACAACCACGCCUUGGCGCUUAUCGACAAAGCAGUGUCCAAAUGGGUCGGAAUCGUGAUUCUCGCUAGCAACGAUGCAAGCGGCGGUAAGCUCUACGAAGCUGCGUGCUCCUUGAAAUCCCUGCUCCAAGAGCGCGCCUAUUUGGUAGUCGCCGAGCGCGUCGACAUCGCCGCCGCCGCUGCCGCCGGCGGAGUUUUGCUCUCCGACCAAGGUCUUCCUACUGUUGUUGCUAGAAAUACGAUGCUUGAUUCGAAGUCUGAGCUGGUGGUUCUUCCCUUGGUUGCUAGGAUUGUUCACACCGUGGAUGCUGCGGUGAGUGCUUCUAAAUCCGAAGGGGCUGAUUUUCUUGUAUAUGGUGGUGCUGAUCUGAAGCGUGUUGGUUCCGAAGUUGGUUCUGUGUACGAGAGCGUGAAGAUACCUAUUUUUGUCUCGUGGGGGAAAAAUGCUAUGUCUUAUGCUGAUGCUUCGGGUUUGCUUGCUUCUGGUGCUAGUGGUUUUGUUACUAGUUUGGAGGGUUUUGGUUUGUUUGGUGAUGAGUUCUUGCACAAAGUUUUUGGCACUGUGUAUGCGAGUGAGGGUGGUGGGAAUGCCGGUGAGGGUGAGGAUAAAUUGAAUGUGGAUAAUGGUUUUCACAGUGAGACGGAGGUCGUGGCAGGGUUUGUGAAACUGGAGGAUAGGGAGAAACAGUUGAUAGAAACAGAGAGAUUGGUGUUGAAUGAAGCUAUUGAAGUUAUCAAGAAGGCUGCACCUCUGAUGGAGGAGGUUUCACUUCUUAAUGAUGCAGUUUCUCAAAUUGAUGAGCCGUUCUUACUGGUUAUAGUGGGGGAAUUCAACUCUGGUAAAUCUACUGUGAUAAAUGCACUUCUUGGAGAAAGAUAUCUGAAAGAGGGAGUUGUCCCAACAACUAAUGAGAUCACAUUUUUACGAUAUACUGACUUAGAUAUUGAACAACAACGAUGUGAAAGGCAUCCAGAUGGUCAAUAUAUUUGCUACCUUCCUGCUCCAAUUCUGAAAGAAAUGACCAUUGUUGAUACACCUGGAACUAAUGUGAUUCUUCAGAGGCAGCAGCGUCUUACAGAGGAAUUUGUACCCCGUGCAGAUUUACUUCUUUUUGUAAUUUCUGCUGAUCGCCCUUUAACUGGAAGUGAGAUUGCUUUUCUUCGUUAUUCUCAGCAAUGGAAGAAGAAAGCAGUCUUUGUCUUGAAUAAAGCUGACAUAUAUCAGAAUAAUCAUGAGCUUGAGGAAGCAAUGUCCUUCAUUAAGGACAAUAUACAGAGAUUGCUGAAUACUGAAGAUGUCAUAUUGUAUCCUGUAUCUGCUCGGUCUGCUCUUGAAGCAAAACUUAUGGGUACCUCCAAUGUUGAGAGGCUUAAUGAAGAACUAUCAACCUCUGAUUCUCGUUGUGGUUCCAGCAGCUUCUUUGAACUUGAAAACUUCUUGUAUAGCUUUCUAGAUGGGUCAACAAUCCAAGGAAUGGACAGAAUGAGGCUCAAACUUGAAACACCGGUUGGAAUUGCAGAUAGACUAAUUUCUUCUUGUGAAACUCUUCUGACACAAGACUAUCGAUAUGCCAAGCAGGAUUUAACUGCAUUGAAAGACAUUGUUAAUAGUGUAAAUGAUUUUGCUAUGAAUAUGGAUACUGAGAGCAUUUCUUGGAGGAGACAAACUCUGUCUUUGAUUGAAACUACAAAAUCACGUGUCGUAGAGCUUGUUGAAGCUAAUCUGCAAUUGUCAAAUUUUGAUAUUAUUGCUUCAUAUGCUUUCAAAGGAGAAAAAAGUUCAAUGCCUACUACCUCAAGGAUUCAGAAUGACAUAAUUGGUCCUGCUGUCUUAGCCAUCCAGAAAAUGCUUGAAGAAUACGAAAGCUGGUUAUAUUCCAAAUAUACCCAGCAAGGGAGAAUAUACAAGGAAUCUUUUGAAAAAAGAUGGCCCUCCCUGAGCCAUGAAAGUAGUUUGAUAAAUUCUGAGACAGACCGGUUGUUAAAGAAAGUGGAUCAAGCUGGCAGCCAGUUGAUUGGCAAUUUCAGCAGCAGUGCAGUUUCAAAGUCAUUUGAGCAAGAAGUACAGGAAAUGAUUAUUGGGACUUUUGGUCAACUAGGUGUGGCUGGUUUAUCUGCUUCACUACUGACAUCUGUACUGCAAACCACGUUGGAAGAUCUUCUUGCUCUUGGUAUUUGUUCAGUUGGCGGGUAUCUGGUUAUUUCAAAUUUCCCAGCUCGUAGGCAGAGGGUAAUAGAUAAGGUGAGAAGAAAAGCAGAUGCCUUGGCAUAUGAACUUGAAGAGGCCAUGAAAAAGGAUUUGAUUGAAGCCAUAGAAAAUUUGGAUACCUUUGUGGAAGUCCUUAGCAAACCUUACCAAGAUGAAGCGCAAAAUAGACUUAACAGGCUAGUAGGGAUUCAGGAUGAAUUAUCGAAUGUUGAGAAAAAACUUAGAACGCUACAAAUUGAGAUUCAAAAUCUUCAUGUCUCAUGACGUUGGUCUAUCCUAUUCCACUAUUGAAACAAAGCAAAUCCUUCCCUUCUAACACUCGUACCUUACCGUGUAUCUCAGCCUAACAAUUUUGAUGUAUAUUAUUGGCAAUGAGAUUAUGCUAGUGGAAAAUUGUCAACUUGGACUACGGUCCUCUCCCAUGUUUUGUUCAUAAUUUCUAUAGUAAAAACCAUCUGGAUUAAAUGGA